Messenger RNA from Bipolaris sorokiniana ND90Pr, 495 nucleotides. RefSeq lists its product as uncharacterized. The coding region runs from base 88 to 372 and encodes 94 amino acids. NCBI's taxonomy places the organism in Eukaryota, Fungi, Ascomycota, Dothideomycetes, Pleosporales, Pleosporaceae. The record is from RefSeq and is a predicted model, not a curated record. The transcript has a single exon.
UGAUUUGAGUUGGCUCAAAACGCUUGGAAAUUGAUCAUAUGCCUUUUAGGCUACUAAGGUACACUAGACAGGGGAUGUAAGAUCCAAAUGAAAAAAACACUGGUCCUCCACUUUGUUCGCUGGCAGUUCCCCCUCCUUACGUAUGUGGGCGUGGGUGUUUGUAUGUGUGUAUGUAUAUAUACUACAUCGAUCCAAUGGCUCAUGUACAAUAACAUUAUAGCCGCAAGCCUGCUCUCUCUCGUCACAUCCUUAUCUGCUUGCCCCCACACCCCAAAGCCAAGACAUAAAAACGAGAAAAACAAAAACAAACCGAAGUCGCCGAGAUGCUGUGUUCCCAAUAUAACCUUAGAAACCUACUAUGCAGUAAACUAAAUAAACGGCCCAGGGAACAUGCUCUCGUGUGCUCGGUGGCUGGGAUCAGAGGAGUGAACAUGCCUGCAUUGGAGGAGCAGAAGGGGAAACACAUUAGAGUCGAGGAAAUUCAAGACUCGUAGA